Messenger RNA from Nematostella vectensis (starlet sea anemone), 3674 nucleotides. RefSeq names its product cytochrome b-245 heavy chain. The record is from RefSeq and is a predicted model, not a curated record. Gene Ontology annotation, cellular component: NADPH oxidase complex; plasma membrane. The coding region runs from base 138 to 1832 and encodes 564 amino acids. Gene Ontology annotation, molecular function: superoxide-generating NAD(P)H oxidase activity. The transcript has 20 exons. Gene Ontology annotation, biological process: superoxide anion generation; defense response. NCBI's taxonomy places the organism in Eukaryota, Metazoa, Cnidaria, Anthozoa, Actiniaria, Edwardsiidae.
GGAAUUGUCUGGCAAACAGAAGAUAGCUCGUGCGACAAAUUAUUACUGCUUUUUUCUUAUUUCUCAAGGAAAGCGGAAUCUUCCAGAAGACUGAAGCUAGAGGAGGCUCUGGUGUGGUUUGGUAGACGCCGAGAAUCAUGCCAAGUGUCCCGUGGAACGAGCUGGGCAGAUAUAUAGUUGUGAUAAUAUGGGCAGUUAUAAACAUCAUUCUUUUUGCAACAACGUACCAUAAUUAUGGGGUAACAAAGAAAUAUACAUAUUUACGUGAGGUCAUCAAGAAUGGACUUCCAAUUGCAAGAGGGGCUGCGAUGGUCCUGAAUUUUAACUGCAUGCUAAUCCUUCUGUCCAUGUGCCGUAACCUGAAUUCUCUUAUAAGAAGGCACUGCAAGAGCACAUGUAUGGCCCCUGUCAUCCGUGUACUGGACAAAAGCAUCACCUUCCAUAAGUACAUUGCUUACACGAUUUGCUUUUUCACAAUUGUCCAUGUUGGAGCUCAUUGCUACAACUUUGAAAACCUCAUCGAUAGCUGGAGCAAGGAGAAUGAGAUUGAUGCAAAGCUCAGCCAACUGGAUGGAGCUGAUAACUGGGUCAACCCUAUUCGCAGUGAAAUGUCGAAUUCAGUAACAGAGCUAUUUAAAACAGUUGCAGGAGUCACGGGUGCCGUCAUCACAUUGUGCUUGGUUGUGAUGGUGUCGUCAUCAACAGAGCUAAUCAGGAGGUCGUACUUUGAAGUUUUCUGGUAUUCUCAUCACCUCUUUAUUAUCUUCUUUGCUGGUCUUGUUGCUCAUGGAUGCGGGGAAAUUCUGCGGUAUCAGACCAACAUGGAUAAACACGAUCCGGACGUGUGCAGAAAGCAGGAAAACCUGGCCACUUGGGGGGUAAAGGAUCCGUGCCGUGUCUUACCGGAAUUUGAGGCAGCUGGUGCCAUGACUUGGAAGAUUGUCCUGCUUCCCAUGGUUAUCUAUUUUCUUGAGAGAUGUUUGCGGUUCUGGCGGUCCAUGCAGCAAGUCAAGGUCGUGAAGGUCGUGAAGCAUCCGUCACGAGUUGUGGAGAUUCAGAUGAAGAAACCAGGAUUCGUCUGUGAGGCUGGGCAGUAUGUGUUUCUACAAGUACCCAAGAUCUCACAGCUUGAGUGGCAUCCGUUUACGCUCACAUCUGCCCCAGAAGAGGACUACUUCAGCCUCCACAUCCGGGUAGUUGGCAAUUGGACAACUGAUCUCGCCAAUCAGCUUGGAGCUGGAAACCAACAAAUUGCAAUCGAUCAGAUGCCAAGGAUCGCAGUAGAUGGGCCCUUUGGGACAGCAAGCACGGACGUAUUCAGAUAUGAGGUCGUUAUGUGCAUUGGUGCUGGAAUUGGUGUCACUCCAUUCGCUUCCAUUCUCAAAUCAAUCUGGUACCGCCAUAAUCAGGACCUGGAGAACUUGAGAGUGAAGAAGGUGUAUUUUUAUUGGAUCUGCAGGGACACGUUUGCCUUUGAGUGGUUCUCUGACCUCCUUAAGCACAUUGAGAUCCAGAUGGAUGAGAUGAACAUGCCAGGUUUCAUACAAAUAAAUAUCUUUCUCACGGGAUGGGACAAGAAACUGGCAAACCAAGUUGUUAUGGAGAGGUCUGCAGACAGGGAUCCCAUCACUGGCCUUUUUGCACGCACAAAGUAUGGACGGCCUGAGUGGGCAAAGAUCUUUAAUGAAGUUGCUGAGGCACACAAUCAGACCUCUGUGGGGGUGUUCUUCUGUGGUCCAUCAGGUCUUUCUCAUGACCUUCACAAGAUGUGUACUCAGUCAUGUGACGAGACCAAGGGAGUCAGGUUUUUUUACAAUAAAGAGAACUUCUGACCUGUAUCACAAGACCAGGGGAUAACUGAUUAUCUACAACAAUGAAAACUUCUAGCCUAUAUCACAAGACCAGGGGAUAACUGAUUAUCUACAACAAUGAAAACUUCUAGCCUAUAUCACAAGACCAGGGGAUAACUGAUUAUCUACAACAAUGAAAACUUCUAGCCUAUAUCACAAGACCAGGGGAUAACUGAUUAUCUACAACAAUGAAAACUUCUAGCCUAUAUCACAAGACCAGGGGAUAACUGAUUAUCUACAACAAUGAAAACUUCUAGCCUAUAUCACAAGACCAGGGGAUAACUGAUUAUCUACAACAAUGAAAACUUCUAGCCUAUAUCACAAGACCAGGGGAUAACUGAUUAUCUACAACAAUGAUAACUUCUAGCCUAUAUCACAAGACCAGGGGAUAACUGAUUAUCUACAACAAUGAAAACUUCUAGCCUAUAUCACAAGACCAGGGGAUAACUGAUUAUCUACAACAAUGAAAACUUCUAGCCUAUAUCACAAGACCAGGGGAUAACUGAUUAUCUACAGCAAUGAAAACUUCUAGCCUAUAUCACAAGACCAGGGGAUAACUGAUUAUCUACAACAAUGAAAACUUCUAGCCUAUAUCACAAGACCAGGGGAUAACUGAUUAUCUACAACAAUGAAAACUUCUAGCCUAUAUCACAAGACCAGGGGAUAACUGAUUAUCUACAACAAUGAUAACUUCUGACCUGUAUCACAAGACCAGGGGAUAACUGAUUAUCUACAACAAUGAAAACUUCUAGCCUAUAUCACAAGACCAGGGGAUAACUGAUUAUCUACAACAAUGAAAACUUCUAGCCUAUAUCACAAGACCAGGGGAUAACUGAUUAUCUACAACAAUGAAAACUUCUAGCCUAUAUCACAAGACCAGGGGAUAACUGAUUAUCUACACAAUGAAAACUUCUAGCCUAUAUCACAAGACCAGGGGAUAACUGAUUAUCUACACAAUGAAAACUUCUAGCCUAUAUCACAAGACCAGGGGAUAACUGAUUAUCUACAACAAUGAAAACUUCUAGCCUAUAUCACAAGACCAGGGGAUAACUGAUUAUCUACACAAUGAAAACUUCUAGCCUAUAUCACAAGACCAGGGGAUAACUGAUUAUCUACAACAAUGAAAACUUCUAGCCUAUUUCACAAGACCAGGGGAUAACUGAUUAUCUACAACAAUGAAAACUUCUAGCCUAUUUCACAAGACCAGGGGAUAACUGAUUAUCUACAACAAUGAAAACUUCUAGCCUAUAUCACAAGACCAGGGGAUAACUGAUUAUCUACAACAAUGAAAACUUCUAGCCUAUAUCACAAGACCAGGGGAUAACUGAUUAUCUACAACAAUGAAAACUUCUAGCCUAUAUCACAAGACCAGGGGAUAACUGAUUAUCUACAACAAUGAGAACUUCUGACCUGUAUCACAAGACCAGGGGAUAACUGAUUAUCUACAACAAUGAAAACUUCUAGCCUAUAUCACAAGACCAGGGGAUAACUGAUUAUCUACAACAAUGAAAACUUCUAGCCUAUAUCACAAGACCAGGGGAUAACUGGUUAUCUACAAUAAAGAGAACUUCUGACCUGUAUCACAAGACCAGGGGAUAACUGAUUAUCUACAACAAUGAAAACUUCUAGCCUAUAUCACAAGACAAGGGAAAACUUUUCUUCUAUGAAAAGGAUAAUUUAUAAUCUCUAUAAAAAGAAUAAGAAGCUGUUGCAAUCAGCUUUAAGUUUUGUUUUUUUUUUUAUAAAAAAAAUGUAAAGAAAAAAAGCCUGAUAUUCUGUGAAUUUAUGCAUUGUGCUUGAAAAUAAUAAAGAAAAAUAUUUGCA